AUGGUCAAGGCUAUCGCUGUUCUCAAAGGUGACUCUUCCGUCUCUGGUGUCAUCACCUUCACUCAAGAGAAAGAUGGUGCUCCAGUAACUGUAUCCGGUGACAUCAAAAACCUUUCUCCUAACGCCGAGAGAGGUUUCCACGUCCACGAGUUCGGAGAUAACUCCAACGGUUGUACUUCCGCCGGUCCCCACUUCAACCCUCACGGUAAGAACCACGGUGGUCCAGAUGCCUCUGAAAGACACCUUGGUGAUCUUGGUAACGUCAAGACCGACGGUUCCGGUACUGCCGCUGUCAGCAUCACUGACAAAUCCAUCUCUCUCUUUGGCCCUUACUCCAUCAUCGGACGAACCGUCGUUGUCCACGAGGGUACCGAUGACUUCGGUAAAGGUGGUCACCCAGACUCCCUCAAGACCGGUAACGCCGGUGGUAGAGCCGCUUGUGGUGUCAUGUGA
Molecule: messenger RNA, 453 nt
Organism: Kwoniella botswanensis
Lineage: Eukaryota; Fungi; Basidiomycota; Tremellomycetes; Tremellales; Cryptococcaceae
Product: superoxide dismutase [Cu-Zn]
Exons: 5
Coding region: 1-453 (150 amino acids)
Biological process (GO): superoxide metabolic process
Molecular function (GO): copper ion binding
Source: RefSeq, a predicted model, not a curated record